AUGCAUCUCACCAACCCCAUUCUCCUCCUCGCCUCCCUCUCCGCCACCACCCUGGCCCACCCCACCAACAUCAUCAACAAACGCCAGGACUACUCCUCGUCCACCACCGCCGCCGUCUCCUCCACCCCCUCCUCUACCUCCUCCACCAGCUCCGACGGCUACUCCACCGCCGGCUUCGGCUCCAACACCGCCUCCUCCGGCUCCGACAUCACCUACAAAGGCAACGUCGGCAACCCCUGGGGCAGCAACAUCAUCGAGGUCUCCUCCUCCUCCGCCUCGAGCUACAAGCACGUUCUCGAGAUCACCGGCCCUUCCUCCGAGGACUGGUCCGUCGUCUUCUGGAACAAGUAUGGUCCCGACGGCCUCAUGAACGGGUGGUACGGCUACUCCGCCCUGAACUUGGACAUCGCCGCCGGUGAAACCAAGUACGUGGCUCUCGCGGACGACACGAACGGUGGAUUCGCUGCCGCCCCGUCUUCCAGUGGUAUCCCCAAGGACAACGGCGGCGGGUACGCUGCUACGUGGGGUGAGUUUGAUUUCAGCUCCGCUGGCAACGGCGGCUGGUCCGGGUUCGAUGUUAGUGCGAUUGCGGCGCAGAAUGCCGGUCUGGAGGUCCAGGGUAUGCAGAUCUGUGAGAAGAAUGGAGGUACUUGCUCCAGUAUCACGGCUGAUGCGGCAACCGUGGAUAAUGCGUAUACCACUGCGGAGACGGAUAUUGGUGGUAUUGGUGGAAAUAUCUCUGGGGAUGAUCAGGUUAUUCUGCAGGUUACCCUGGGCUACAGCGGGUAA
This is a messenger RNA of Aspergillus melleus, 789 nucleotides long. Its product is annotated as putative allergen. Lineage: Eukaryota; Fungi; Ascomycota; Eurotiomycetes; Eurotiales; Aspergillaceae. Bases 1 to 789 code for a protein of 262 amino acids. Gene Ontology annotation, molecular function: IgE binding. The record is from RefSeq and is a predicted model, not a curated record. Gene Ontology annotation, cellular component: extracellular region. The transcript has a single exon.